AUGGCGCGCCGCCUCGUCAUGCUGCGCAGCCCCAGCGGCAGCAUGGCAGUAGUGCUGCUCCUCGCCGUCGCCGUCGUCCUCUCCAAUGUCCCCUCCUCCGCCCUGGCCUCCUCCGCCUCCUCGUCCUCGUCACUGCCGAGUGAGAGAACCGGGAGCAGCGGCGGCGGCGACGAGCAGGAAGCCCCGGCGCCGCCGUCUUCCGACGACGAGGACGACAAGGAGCAGGAGCAGGAGAUGGACCCGGAGAAGCAGAAGCAGAAGGAGAAGGAGCGGCAGAUGGCGAAGCAGCAGGCGGCGGAGGAGGAGAAGGUCGCCCAGCAGGAGCUGCUCAAGUACGCCCAGGAGAAGCACAUCGUGUCCUCGACCAACGGCGCUGGGUGGUACAAGGGCAUCGCCCGUGAGUUCGUGGACGCCCACAACGAGCUCCGCGCGCGCUACGGCGUGACGCCCAUGAAGUGGGACAGGAAGCUGGCACGGCAGGCGCGGCGCUGGUCCAACGCCAUGCGCAAGGACUGCCAGCUCCUCCACAGCGGCCACGAAUACGGGCAGAGCGUGUUCAGGAGCCACGACGACUGGAACGCCACCGCCAGGGAGGCCGUCAUCUGGUGGGGCAAGGAGGAGACCAUCUACGACAAGCAAAGGGAGAAGUGCCUCGACGGCAAGAGCUUCAAGGAGUGCGGCCACUUCGCGCUCAUGGUCGCAAAGAGGAGCACCAAGGUCGGCUGCGCACGCGCCGAGUGCUUCAAAGGCGGCGUCUUCAUCACAUGCAACUACUACGCCAGCGACCUCAAGGACAAGGACAAGGACAAGAACAAGACAAGAGCAACUGACUCGACGAUCCAUGCAUCUAGUGUUUGUUCUUCCUUCAUUAAUUGUACCUGA
Miscanthus lutarioriparius is the source of this 882-nucleotide messenger RNA. Lineage: Eukaryota; Viridiplantae; Streptophyta; Magnoliopsida; Poales; Poaceae. The record is from the annotation of a GenBank genome assembly.